AGACUCUAGGAAACAAGCUGAGACCGAGAGGAGUAAAAAUGUGACUGAGAUAGCGGCUAAGACAAGACAGGUAGAAGAGCUCAGCCAAAAGCUUGAAAUCUUGCAAUCAAAAGUUGAGACGCGUGACAAAGAAAACGAUGAGCUCCUCAAGCAAAAAGAAGAGAAGCAAAACGAAAAUCGACAAACUUCAACGUCAGCUUCUAAAAUAUCAAGCUGUGGCGGUUAAACUCGGUCUCCACGUGACACAGCUCCAACAGACCGAGGACGAACUUCGUGGACACUUGCGCUUUCUUGAAGAUCAAAAGACAGCCUUAGAAAACAAUGUGACUGCACUUCAGCAGGAGAAGGAAACUCUACAGAUACAAGUGAUGCAAGCUGUGACAGAAUAUGAGAAAGUGAGGAAACAGGCCGACACCCAGGGUACUUACAUCAACCAACUUACAGAUGCCUAUCAGGUGAUGCAGAGAGAGGCGAUGAUGCACCAAGAAGACGCCGACAGAGGUCGACAUGACGUCCAGACCCUUGAAGCUCAGCUACAAGAAACAUGGGAGCUCGUGCAGUCACGUGACACAAGCAUUGUUCAAUUGCAAGAAAGUCUGGAGGCUGCGAGCACACGGCAUCAAGACCUGGAGAGCGUGCUGCGCGCCCGGAGCGUGGACGUGUGGCGGUACCAGACGGAGGUGGAGGAAGGCAGAAAGAUAAUACGCAUAUUGGAGGGAAAGCUAAGGCAGCAGAGCUGAGAUGUGCAUGAAGUCUUGCAUCACAAGGUAAGAGCAAUUAAAAAACAAACCAGAAAACUGCAAGAUUUGAUAAUCAGAAGAAAACAUCAAAAAGCGAGAAGACGUGAACCAGACGAAACAGGCAGGAAAUAAUAACAAUUGCGGGACAGAUACACCUGGACCCAAUGGCGAUGUACAAUAUUAAAUCGGAGAAAAUAUAUUUGUGAGACAGGAGUCAAUAGAAUAUCUGUGCGACAGUGAGCGCAUUAUGAUGAACCUUCGUCUUCUCAAGAAAACAUAUUUUUUAUCAAUUAAAUAAAUGUUCUGGGUACAACAUCUACUGGGUCUUGUGUAGCGCAAAAAUCUCAAACACAGUUUGUCAUGCAUGAACGCGUCCUUUAGGCAAUAUUGUCAACGGUUCGUCAGUUGGAGGAAUUUCAAUGACUGGGUAAAAGUGCACAAUCCUGUUUCCAACGAUUUGCGGCUUCAAACAUUUCACACAGCCCGAGGUCAAACUCGUGAGGUCACGACACGCCCACUUCACAUUGCUGCUGGCUGAACACUUACAACAUAAACAAGUCCAUGUAUACUUUGAAUGUCUAUGCUAUUGACUUCUGUCUGUGAUGUGUGUUGGUAUUUGGAGAAAGAAAAAGGCGUAGUCACCUACUGGACUUAGUCCAGACUGUCACUAACGAUUCGUAUGUACAGGGAUCAAAGCAGGUGUAGCCUGCAACUGUGACAGGUGUGUUUCACAAGGCAGGUGUGGAGAAGGUGACAUUUAUGUAUGUAUGUCACAUGAAGGGCGAACACAAUAUUAUACAGUCAUACACACCUGAAGGAAAGACAAGGACAUCCUAUCCCUUUGCCUCACAGGGUCUAUUAUACAUGUGAUUAAAACAUUUCCUUCCUUCUCUAGCUUUGGUCGUUAAACAAUCUCGUACAUCAUUGUCUGUACAUACAACACGAUUUCUUCUUAAGAGCAAACUUUCUGAUGUGUAUAUAAGGUAAAAAAUGUUUAUAUAUUAUAUACAGAUUACUAAUUCUACGGAGUCCUCUUUGCACUUCCUUUGACAAUAACUUGUUUAGUACCUACUGAUGUAUAUGUACAUAUUAUAUCUUAUAAGUAUAUGUACUGUAGGUACAAACUUUACCUAGUAUGCUGGUUAGUUAUAUACUCCUAUAUUACUUUUGGUUACCUUUCUUACCUUAUCAUUAAAGAUAAUAAUAAUUUUGUUGAUGAUUCCUUGUGUAUACACUAUUCAAUAAAUUUACAAAGAAAGGACUAUUUUGCU
Molecule: messenger RNA, 2011 nt
Organism: Pomacea canaliculata
Lineage: Eukaryota; Metazoa; Mollusca; Gastropoda; Architaenioglossa; Ampullariidae
Product: centriolin-like
Exons: 10
Coding region: 138-740 (200 amino acids)
Source: RefSeq, a predicted model, not a curated record